AUGCCUCGUGUUCACGUGCUCCUACCGCUUGCCUCGAUGCUGGUGACCACUGCUCUGGCAGCAAACGGUUCGAAUGAAACAGCAGACGUUUCACUACAAACAACUUAUCCUGGUGACCAGGGUGCUCAUUCACAGCUGGAUUCCAGGAGCAACGGUAGCCCCUUAGACACGCGUCGGCGCGACGCGACUGCUGUAGUUAUCCUUUCGGCUGUGGUAGUUGCGGUCUUCGUCGUUAUGCACAAGCUCACUGCUGUGGACGCCACGAAGCAGAGCUUCACUGAAGACUCUUCCGAGCAGCCUCGAGCAGGAGAUCAACAAGCCACCGCUGCAGUGCAGUUGCGUUUGGGGGGCAUCAGCCUACUGCGGCUAGAAGGAUGA
This is a messenger RNA of Eimeria acervulina, 378 nucleotides long. RefSeq lists its product as hypothetical. The record is from RefSeq and is a predicted model, not a curated record. Lineage: Eukaryota; Apicomplexa; Conoidasida; Eucoccidiorida; Eimeriidae. The coding region runs from base 1 to 378 and encodes 125 amino acids. The transcript is spliced from 2 exons.